AUGGAUGGUGAGCAUGAUGGUUGGUUAACAAAUGGAAUGCCACCAGGACCUUUCCCAUUACCAGUAUUAGGAAACCUACACCAACUUGGUAAAAUGCCACAUAAAGCUUUGAAAAAGUUUUCCGAAAAAUAUGGUGGUCUCACUACUAUUUUUUUAGGAAGUGUUCCAACUGUUUUAGUUAGUGAUCCAGUAAUCCUAAAGGAAUUGAUUAUUACCAAAUCAGAACAAAUUAUUGAUAGAUAUAAUUCUGAUUCUGCACAAAUCAUUGGACAGGAAAAGAAUUUAUUAUUUGCUAAAGGUCCAUAUUGGAAGAAAUAUAGAAAAUUAUUCACUGGUGCAAUGACCAAAGCGAGAACUCAUAAUAUUGCCUCUAGAAUUGAACAACAAGCUAUUAAUUUGAAUAAUUUUUUCGGAAAUUAUGCCGCCUCUGGACAACCAUUAAACCCACACGAUUAUAUCAGAAGAUAUAGUUUGAAUGGUGUUAUCGAUUAUUCAUUCAGUGAUUUCGUCGAGUAUGAAUCGGAAACCGACCAUAUUGUUAUCAAGGCAGCUGAGAUUAUGGAGGAAAUUCUUGCAACUGGUAAUCCACACGAUUACAUUCCUUUCCUCAAACCAUUCUACACUGCCAAGAGAGAGGCACUGGGUAAUGCUGUCGGACAAGUCUGGACAUAUUGUGAAGAAGCUAUCAAUAUCCAUCGUAAGUCACUAAACGAAGAGAAACCAAGAGAUUUGCUUGACCUUCUCUUGAUGGAAUGGGAUAAAUCCGACGAAAAGGAUUUCUAUGAGGACGAUGGUCUUGCCAAAUGUCUAACCGAUUUGAUUGUUGCUGGUCACGAGACUGUUGCCAUUACCUUGGGUUGGUUAAUCAUUUUCAUGGUCAACAAUCCAGAGAUGCAAGAAAAAGUCUAUGAAGAGUUAGUCCAAGUAGUUGGAAAAGGUAAUCAUCCAACUCUUCACCAUAGAAAUUCGACCACCUAUUUGAAUGCAGUUCUAAAGGAGACUUUGAGAAUUCGUACCGCCGCACCACUUGCACUACCAAGAUCCGCCGUUGAAGAUAUCGAGAUAGGAGGAUAUACGAUUCCAAAGGGAACUCAGGUGCUUAUGGCUGUCUAUGGUUUGGCAAUGGACGAUAAUCACUGGGAUUCACCAGAGGAAUUCAAUCCAGAUCGUUGGAUUAAGGAAACCUCCUCUUCUGACUACACAUAUAUUCCAUUCGGUCUUGGACCAAGAAUGUGUGUCGGUAUGGGUGUUGCCAAGGAUGAACUUUACUAUGCUGCUUCACAGAUGUUGAUUAACUUCAAAUGGACAAGUUGCGAUGGCAAACCAUUGGAUGACGAAGGUGUAUCUAGAAUUGCACUUGAAUAUAAACAAUAUCAAAUCAAAGUAUCAAAGAGAUAA
This is a messenger RNA of Heterostelium album PN500, 1398 nucleotides long. RefSeq names its product cytochrome P450 (gene CYP516B1). Gene Ontology annotation, molecular function: heme binding; iron ion binding; oxidoreductase activity, acting on paired donors, with incorporation or reduction of molecular oxygen. Bases 1 to 1398 code for a protein of 465 amino acids. The record is from RefSeq and is a predicted model, not a curated record. The transcript has 3 exons. NCBI's taxonomy places the organism in Eukaryota, Evosea, Eumycetozoa, Acytosteliales, Acytosteliaceae.